Messenger RNA from Capsella rubella, 1489 nucleotides. Its product is annotated as protein trichome birefringence-like 30. Gene Ontology annotation, molecular function: O-acetyltransferase activity. The coding region runs from base 164 to 1447 and encodes 427 amino acids. Gene Ontology annotation, cellular component: Golgi apparatus. The transcript is spliced from 5 exons. The record is from RefSeq and is a predicted model, not a curated record. Lineage: Eukaryota; Viridiplantae; Streptophyta; Magnoliopsida; Brassicales; Brassicaceae.
ACUAAGGUUUUUAUUAAAACUGCUGCAAUAAUGCUGCUGCAAUAAUGUUUAGAUAGAUGUUGAAUUAGUUGAAGUUACAGACUUUUUGAUAAACCAACUACGACCGAACAUUCAUAGUUGUCAUACCAUUUUUCUCAUACAUCCCGAAAUUGAACCCAACAAGAUGAAACAAAGUGAUGGCAGAGGAAGGACUGUUAACCUUUCUCUGCUAUACAUUGCAGUCAUUCUUCUUCCCAUGUUCCUUCUUGGAUGCUAUCUGUACAACGCGAAGCAGCUGAGGAUUGGCCAGCUUCAGGAAUUCGAGACACAUAACCUACAAGAACCCAUCAGUCCAGCACAACCAAGCAAAGAAGAUAAUGACAAGAAGAUCAGUCUGGUGCCAUUAGACGUAUGUGAUGUUUUCACGGGAAAAUGGGUUCCUGAUAACGUCACACAUCCUUUAUACAAAGAAGAUGAAUGUGAGUUUCUCGCAGAAUGGGUGGCAUGUACAAGAAACGGGAGGCCAGACUCUAAGUACCAGAAAUGGAGAUGGCAACCUCGAGAUUGCUCUUUGCCGAGGUUCGAUGGAAAGCUGCUACUAGAGAAACUCAGGGGAAAGAAACUGAUGUUCGUUGGUGAUUCGAUACAUCAUAAUCAGUGGCAAUCCAUGGUUUGCAUGGUCCAAUCCGUGGUUCCCUCAGGCAAAAAGACCUUAAAACACACAGCACAAAUGUCCAUCUUCACCAUAGAGGAGUACAAUACAACCAUAGCCUUCUACUGGUCACCUUUCCUAGUCGAAUCAAAUGCUGAUCCUCCAGACAAGAGAGACGGGAAGACCGAUCCAGUAAUCAUGCCGCAAUCAAUCUCGAAGCACGGUGAGAACUGGAAAGACGCAGACUACCUUGUAUUCAAUACAUACAUAUGGUGGACCAGACAUUCCAAGAUCAAAACUCUAAAACAAGGAUCUUUCAGCAACGAGGACUCAAAAGACUAUGAAGAAAUCGGAAUCUAUAUAGCAUACAAACAAGUAUUAUCAACAUGGACAAACUGGGUAGAACAAAACAUUAACCCAAAUCAAACAUCUAUCUUCUUCAGCAGCAUGUCACCAACUCAUAUCAGGAGUUCAGAUUGGGGAUUUAAUGAAGGAAGCAAAUGUGAAAGAGAAACAGAACCAAUACUAAACAUGUCAAGACCAAUAGAUGUUGGAACAAAUCGAAGACUAUACGAAAUCGCAGUGAAUGUGACGAAAUCAACAACAGUGCCGAUACAUUUCCUCAACAUAACGACGAUGUCAGAGUACAGAAAAGAUGGGCAUACCUCAUUCUACGGUUCUCGAGCUGGGAAGCUCAUAACACCUGAGCAGAGAUUGGAUCCGAGAACUUUUGCCGAUUGUUAUCAUUGGUGUCUUCCGGGAUUACCUGAUACAUGGAAUGAGUUACUCUCUCUGUAUAUUAUCUACAAAAGUUAAUAUGUUUUCUAUUGAAUUUGCAAGAAUUGAAAAGUCCAAACA